This is a messenger RNA of Talpa occidentalis (Iberian mole), 3123 nucleotides long. RefSeq names its product tyrosine-protein phosphatase non-receptor type substrate 1-like. Gene Ontology annotation, biological process: positive regulation of T cell activation; positive regulation of phagocytosis. The record is from RefSeq and is a predicted model, not a curated record. Gene Ontology annotation, cellular component: plasma membrane. NCBI's taxonomy places the organism in Eukaryota, Metazoa, Chordata, Mammalia, Eulipotyphla, Talpidae.
GUCUGGGCUCCCAGCACACACCCAGACAGAACAGGCUCCUCCAGUGCCAGGAUGCCUGACCCUGCCUCCUGGACCCACCAGUCUCCUUGCCUGCUGCUGGCUUUACUGCUGGGACUCACAGGAGCAGCCGGUGAGGAGGAGCUGCAGGUGAUCCAGCCUGAAAAGUCCGUGUCGGUGGCACGAGAGACGGCCACUCUGCGCUGCUCCCUGACCUCCCUGCUCCCUGUGGGGACAGUCAGGUGGUUCAGGGGGUCGGGUCCAGGCCGGCACUUAGUCUACAGUUUCAAAGGAGUAAAAGACGAAGGCCCCUUCCCCCGAAUAACCAGUGUCUCAGAUGCCACAAUCAGAGACAACAAGGACUUUUCCAUCCGCAUCAGUAACAUCACCCCAGCAGACACUGGGGUCUACUACUGUGUGAAGUUCCAGAAAGGGAGCCCUGACACAGAAGUGAAGUCGGGACCAGGCACGCAGGUCACCGUGAGUGCCAAACCCUCUCGCCCUGUGGUAUCAGGGCCCACAGAGAGGACCACCCCUGGGCAGACGGUGACCUUCACCUGCCAGUCCCACGGCUUCUCCCCCAGAGACAUCAGCCUGAAGUGGUUCAAAAAUGGGAAUGACCUGCCAGCCCCCCGGCCCGACGUGGACCACCAAGGAGAGGCCGUUUCCUACAACGUCUCCAGCACAGCCACGGUGCAUCUGGCACCAAGGGACAUCCACUCCCAGGUCAUCUGCGAGGUGUCCCACGUCACCCUGCAGGGCGGCGGUCUUCGCGGGACAGCCAACUUGUCUGAGACCAUCCGAGUUCCACCCACCUUGGAGGUUUCCCAGUAUCCCGCGGCAGGAAACCAGGUGAAUGUCACCUGUCAGGUGAAGGAGUUCUACCCCCAGAACCUACAGCUGACCUGGUUGGAGAACGGACACGUGUCCCGAACAGAAAAGCCCUCGACUCUCCUGGAGAACAAGGAUGGGACCUUCACCUGCACGAGCUGCCUCCUGGUGAACACUUCUGCCAACAGGGGGAAUGUGGUGCUCACCUGCCAGGUGGAGCACGAUGGGCAGCCUUUGGUCUCCAAAGCUCUCACACCAGCGGCCUCUGCUCACCAGGGCAAGCAGGACACAGAGGUAUCUUCAGGCAAAGAGCAGUGGAUGCCUCUCCUCAUCACUCUUCUCCUGAGCUCAAAGGUGUUGCUACUGGUGGGUGUCCCUGCCUCCUACAUGCACAGGAAGCAGAGGCCUAACUCUUCACAUGGAAGUGUGUCAACACCUCGUCAUUUCACCACUGGUAUGAGCUUCCUCUUGUAUCACACAAGGGCCUCCUCUCCACAGAGCAGAUUCUGGGCUCCCAGCACACACCCGGACAGAGCAGGCUCCUCCAGUUCCAGGAUGCCUGCCCCUGCCUCCUGGACCCACCAGUCUCCUUGUCUGCUGCUGGCUUUACUGCUGGGACUCACAGGCGCGGCCAGCCAGGAGGAGCUGCAGGUGAUCCAGCCUGACAAGUCCGUGUCGGUGGCAGCCGGAGAGACGGCCACUCUGCGCUGCUCCCUGACCUCCCUGCUCCCUGUGGGGCAUAAUAAGUGGUUCAGGGGUUCGGGUCCAGGCCGGCAGUUAGUCUACAGUUUCAGAGGAGGAGAAGGCCCCUUCCCCCGAGUAACCCAAGUGUCAGAUGUCACAAUCAGAGACAACAAGGACUUUUCCAUCCGCAUCAGUAACAUCACCCCAGCAGACACUGAGGUCUACUAUUGUGUGAAGUUCCAGAAAGGGAGCCCUGACACAGAAGUGAAGUCGGGACCAGGCACGCAGGUCACCGUGAGUGCCAAACCCUCUCGCCCUGUGGUAUCGGGACCCACAGAGAGGGCCACCCCUGGGCAGACGGUGACCUUCACCUGCCAGUCCCACGGCUUCUCCCCCAGAGACAUCAGCCUGAAGUGGUUCAAAAAUGGGAAUGAGCUGCCAGCUCCCCGGCCCAACGUGGACCCCCCAGGAGAGGCCGUUUCCUACAGCGUCUCCAGCACAGCCACGGUGCAGCUGGCGCCGGGGGACAUCCGCUCCCAGGUCAUCUGCGAGGUGGCCCACAUCACCCUGCAGGGCGGCGGUCUUCGCGGGACAGCCAACCUGUCUGAGACCAUCCGAGUCCCGCCCACCUUGGAGGUUUCCCAGUAUCCCGCGGCAGGGAACCAGGUGAAUGUCACCUGCCAGGUGAAGGAGUUCUACCCCCGGAACCUACAGCUGACCUGGUUGGAGAACGGAAACGUGUCCCGAACAGAAAAGCCCUCGACUCUCCUGGAGAACAAGGAUGGGACCUUCACCUGCACGAGCUGGGUCCUGGUGAACGCUUCUGCCCUCAGGGGGAAUGUGGUGCUCACCUGCCAGGUGGAGCAUGACGGGCAGCCCGCGGUCUCCAAAGCCCUCACCCUGGCGGCCUCAGCUCACAAGGACAAGCAGGCCACACGUGUAACUUCAGGCAAAGAGCAGUCGAUGCCACUCCUCAUCGCUCUCCUCCUGGGCCCCAAGGUGCUGCUGCUGAUUGGUGUCUCUGCCUCCUACAUGCUCAGGAAGCAGAGGCCCUGACUAUUGAAGCUUUACCUGGUGCUUUGAAGUACAACUUCCCAAUAAGACUUUUAUCUUGUGUCCUCCCUCCAUCCGGGACAACACCCCUCGCCCUUCUAGCGUGGCCUGCAGAGCUACAUGUUGUGUCAAUUGGAGGUCUUGUUGUGCAAAAGAGUUUUCACUUUCUGAUCAAGUGUUGCUUCUUUGAUUCAUGCUUUUGAUCUAGCUACACUGAUCUGCUGUGUGUGCGUGUGUGGAAGGCGUAGUCAUGUUAUAAUUCUCCCACAAGGGUAAGUUACCCAGCACUCACUGAUCUUCACUGCCCCUUCACUUUAUAUCAAGUUUCUGUAGACACCUGUGGUUCUUUUUUGAGGACUUUGUGUCAUUGAGCUAAUCAUCUAAUAGUCUAAGCUACAUGGACAAGAAGAAUGGCCUUGUAAAAAAUUUUGAGACCACUUUGAGCAAAGUUUCCCACUUUUCUUAUCUAAAAUUGUCAUGAUUCUUUGGGUCCAAGUGAUCUUAGAAUCAUAUUCUCAAGUUUCAUGGAAGCUCAUUUAGAAUUAUUAUUUGAUCGCA